UCUCCAUCCUUUCUCCUCGUCCAUUGUCUCCUCUUGUUCGCCCUUCUCGGCUUAUUUCGUGCUUUCCUGUUCCUCUGUGCACUAUUCUCUCCCCUUCUCUGCUCCCCCUUACUCUUUUCCCCACCUCCUCAGUCGCCAUAUACCCAUAGGAGCAUGCUCCGCGGCCAGACCCUCCCCUGGAGGGCCGCGCUCCAGACACCGCGUCCUUUCAUCCUUCGGCCUCUACUUGCCUCUUCUAGGUAUAAUGUCACUGCUCGAUCGAUUAUAGGCUCGUCGCGCCUCUCCCGCACGCUUCCGUCCCCCCCUCGCACCUUCUCCUCGAGUGCCCUCCGACGCAAAGAAAAAACCCCGCCAGGUGACGAGAAGGACGACACGAACCAGAAAGAGAAAAAGGAUGAUGGAGGAGAUAAGGAUGCUGAGCGCAGCUCGGAGGCUCGACGUAAAGUGACCGACUCGUCUGGAAAGCAUGGCUCAUCUUCGGAGCCCGGAGCUCCGACAUCGGGAUUUACACGGCGGCGAGACAAGUUGGCAGAUAAAGAGCAACGCAGUGUCGAGGAAGACGGAAAGAAGGACAGCAGUGCUGCUGAAGGGAAGAGCACCUCUUCAGAGGGACCGUCCCCUAUCCCUGUGAGCGGUGGCUCGUCUGAUUCUAAACCUAGCAGCUCUAACAAUGGCGGUGAUGAUGGUGGAAAGAAGGGCAAGAAAGGUUCAAAUGAGAAGGCUCUACAAAAACCGUCAGUCCCUGAGGUCUACCCUCAGGUGAUGGCUAUUCCUAUUGCCAAAAGACCGCUUUUCCCGGGGUUUUACAAAGCUAUUACCAUUCGGGACCCUAACGUUGCUACGGCCAUUCAAGACAUGAUGAAGCGUGGACAGCCAUAUGUAGGAGCUUUUCUGUUCAAGGAUGAAAAUGCAGACGGUGAUGUGAUCGAGAAUAUUGAUGAUGUCUACGACGUUGGCGUGUUUGCCCAGAUCACUGCCGCAUAUCCUCUGAGGGGAGAGACGAGCGGUGUAACGGCUGUUCUUUACCCCCAUCGUCGAAUUAAGAUUUCCUCUUUGCUUCCACCUAGCGAUUCCUCGAAAUCUGGUACAGCAGAGGACAAGACCAUAGAAAAGAAGGGGGAUGUUGUCGCCAGCUUUGAAGAGAACACCACGGACCUUACCCCCAAAGACCACUACGAACCUACUUCUUUCCUCCGAAAGUAUCCGGUUAGCUUGGUCAACGUUGAGAAUCUGACAGAGGAACCGUUUGACAAGAAGAGCGCCAUAAUCCGGGCCGUGACAAGCGAGAUUGUCAACGUCUGCAAGGAGAUCGCCAGCUUGAACCCGCUUUUCCGCGACCAAAUCUCCGCCUUCUAUACCGAUCAGUUCCCGGGAAACUUGAGUGAUGAACCCGCUAAAUUGGCCGACUUUGCUGCUGCUGUUUCUGCCGGCGAGCUCAACGAAAUGCAGGAAGUGCUUGAGCUUAUGAAUAUCGAAGAGCGACUUCCCAAGGCGUUGGUUGUGUUGAAGAAGGAGCUAAUGAACGCGCAGCUUCAAUCCAAGAUUUCGAAGGAUGUAGAAGCCAAGAUUCAAAAGCGGCAGCGCGAGUACUGGUUGAUGGAACAAAUGAAGGGGAUUAAACGGGAGUUGGGUAUUGAGUCAGACGGCAAGGACAAGCUAGUGGAGAAGUUUAAGGAGAAGGCCGAGAAGCUUGCGAUGCCUGAAGCAGUGAAGAAGGUAUUUGAUGAGGAAAUCAACAAGUUGGCACACCUCGAGCCCGCAGCCUCCGAGUUUAAUGUCACCCGCAACUACCUGGACUGGCUGACCCAGAUCCCCUGGGGCCAGAAGAGUGUGGAAAAUUUUGGAAUCCAGCACGCUACCAGUGUUCUGAAUGAGGAUCACUAUGGUUUGAAGGACGUCAAAGAUCGUAUUUUGGAGUUCAUCGCUGUGGGGAAAUUGCGGGGUACCGUGGAAGGAAAGAUUAUUUGCCUUGUCGGACCCCCGGGUGUUGGUAAGACAAGUAUUGGAAAGUCCAUCGCUCGCGCACUCAAUCGCCAGUACUACCGGUUUUCCGUGGGUGGAUUGACGGACGUUGCAGAGAUUAAGGGACACCGCAGAACCUAUGUCGGAGCCUUGCCUGGACGUAUUAUUCAAGCGCUUAAGAAAUGCCAGACAGAAAAUCCUUUGAUCUUGAUCGACGAAGUGGACAAGAUUGGUCGUGGCCACCAAGGAGAUCCCUCGUCGGCGCUGCUGGAACUUCUUGAUCCCGAACAGAAUUCUUCAUUUUUGGACCACUAUAUGGAUGUCCCCGUCGACCUGUCGAAGGUUCUGUUUGUCUGUACCGCCAACGUGACUGAUACGAUACCCCGACCAUUGUUGGAUAGAAUGGAGCUCAUCGAACUUUCUGGUUAUGUCGCGGAUGAGAAGAUGGCUAUUGCUCAGCGGUAUCUAGCUCCCGCCGCCAGGGAGCUCACCGGCCUCAAGGAUGUUGAUGUUAACCUGACCGAGGAAGCUAUUGAAGAGCUCAUUAAGUCGUACUGCCGUGAGAGCGGUGUACGAAAUCUAAAGAAGCAGAUUGAGAAGGUCUACCGGAAGGCUGCUUUCAAGAUCGUUCAGGAUCUCGGAGAGGAUGUGCUUGGAGAAGACAAAGCCCUCACCGCUGAGGGCAAGGCUGCGCAAGAAGAGGCGAAGGAAUCGGAGACCUCAGAGUCUUCUACUGAGGCAGAAAAGGCAACAACCGAAACUCCUCGGGUGGCACUCAAGGUCCCUGAGAGUGUUCAUCUGAGCAUCAACAAGGAUAGUUUGACUGACUAUGUUGGACCUCCAAUCUUCACUGCGGACCGGUUAUACGACAUCUUCCCCCCUGGUGUUACCAUGGGCCUUGCUUGGACUAGCAUGGGCGGCGCGGCUCUCUACGUCGAGUCUAUCUUGGAGAACGCGUUGACACCUCAAUCUCGACCAGGACUUGAGAUUACCGGUAACCUGCAAAACGUAAUGAAAGAGUCCACUCAGAUUGCGUAUUCUUUUGUAAAGUCGGUUAUGGCCAAGCAAUUCCCCGAGAACCGAUUCUUCGAAAAGGCAAGAUUGCAUAUGCAUUGUCCCGAAGGGGCUGUCCCGAAAGAUGGUCCCUCUGCCGGUAUCACCAUGGCUACAUCUCUGCUGUCCUUAGCAUUGAACCACCCUCUGGAUCCCACAAUUGCCAUGACGGGAGAAUUGACCGUUACGGGUAAGGUCCUGCGCAUCGGAGGCCUCCGAGAGAAGACGGUUGCUGCACGCCGCGCUGGUGCCAAGAGGAUUAUCUUCCCAGCAGACAACAUGUCUGACUGGCUGGAGUUGCCUAAGAACAUCAAAGAAGGCAUUGAAGGCCAUGCAGUGAGCUGGUACUCUGAGGUGUUCGACAUCCUCUUUGCCGAUCUCGAUAAGGAAGCCGCCAACCAUAUCUGGCAGAAGCAGCUCUCGGAGAAGCCCCAGAAGAAGAAGUCCAAUGACGUGGAAGAGGACGAUGACUAACGUCCUCGUUCAUUUCGCCUGGUAGAUACUUCUGUUGCUAUUCAGCCUUGGGGUUAAUGGGUUAUGCUUUUUCUGGUCACGUACAGGCGUUUCAAUGCAGAAUGCAUGGGCCGGAGUUGCUUUUUGUUUACAACCUUUUUAUGUAUAAUUGUGAAAUAUUUUCUUUCUUUUUUUUUUUUUUUUUUUUU
Molecule: messenger RNA, 3677 nt
Organism: Aspergillus ochraceoroseus IBT 24754
Lineage: Eukaryota; Fungi; Ascomycota; Eurotiomycetes; Eurotiales; Aspergillaceae
Product: endopeptidase La
Exons: 3
Coding region: 154-3489 (1111 amino acids)
Biological process (GO): protein catabolic process; protein quality control for misfolded or incompletely synthesized proteins; chaperone-mediated protein complex assembly
Cellular component (GO): mitochondrial matrix
Molecular function (GO): single-stranded DNA binding; ATP hydrolysis activity; ATP-dependent peptidase activity
Source: RefSeq, a predicted model, not a curated record